Molecule: messenger RNA, 1877 nt
Organism: Hyla sarda
Lineage: Eukaryota; Metazoa; Chordata; Amphibia; Anura; Hylidae
Gene: CYTIP
Product: cytohesin 1 interacting protein
Exons: 9
Coding region: 181-1266 (361 amino acids)
Molecular function (GO): protein binding
Source: RefSeq, a predicted model, not a curated record
GGACACACCGCCUAUUCACUAGGACGGUGAGAAAUUGUGUGGAUAUGAAGGGUGAAGAGGAAGCGUGGUCUCAGAGUGAGAAGCACAUCUGCAAUAAGAAGAAAAAGGAAGAACGUCAUAUUUAUCAGCUGGGCAAGAUAUGAAAUUUCUGUGAAGGGGGUCGACUGACAGACCAGCAUCAUGUCUACCAUGAGGCCCAGGAAACGGGACAUGUGUGGAUCUCAGCUGGAAAACCUUGUUCUUAGCAAUUUCGGGGAGUGUUCCAAAACAUUGUGGACUAAUGGCAUGGACGGUUGUAGAGGAAGCCAUAGCUUGGCAGGGGCUUUAGCAACAUUACCACGCACCCACAAGCAGCUUUCCAAGUCAAGAUCAAAUUCACUGGUUGACUCAACACUAUCAGAACCGAACAGGAGAGUUGUAGUUAUCACGAAACAUGACAAUGAACCAUUUGGAUUUGAAAUUCAGACAUACAAGCUACAGCUGCCUUAUGGGACAGACACGAGGACAUACGUGUACAAAGUGCAUAAGGACAGCCCAUCCGAAAAUGCUGGAUUGAAAGCCGGGGACAUGCUCACUAAUAUUAAUGGAGUCAACAUGGAAGGAUUUAGUCACCAGCAGACAGUGGAACUCAUCCAAUCAUCGGGAAACUUUCUAAGAAUUGAAACAGAAUAUAGUACAAGAAUUAGACAAGCUGAACUGCAAGCUAAGCUACUUAUCUUAAAGGAAGAUUUUCGAUCAAAGUGGAAGGAAUUACAAAGUACCUUAAGAACAGAACACCAGCUGCUUCACGGGAAUAUAAAUGAGAGCAAAAUACAGGAAGAACUGGACUGCAUUCAUUCAAAGAUGUUUGGGAAUACGGCACCUGGUUCCUUCCUAAACAAACAUAGAUUUUCUAGCUCGAGCAGCGGAAAGAGCCUGUUAAGCUCCCUUAUUCUGAACAGUAAUGAUGAACUUGGAUCAAUGUCCGAGCUCGAUGAAGACUCUGGAACAGAAGCUAGUUAUAGCCGCCAAUCUAGUACUGAAGACGACCAUAUGUAUAAAUUAUAUGGACUCCCUUCCAUGAGGUCUUCCCUAUCUCGUCACAGAAGCAUUAGUAUGACAAGCAGUGAAAGUGAGUCAAUGUCACCGAACUGGGACUCUAUUAGUCUAUCAAAUUUUUUUGGGACAUUGCCACGUAAAGGUAGAAGAGGAAGCAUCCGAAAGCACCUCCUGAAAUUUAUUCCUGGUUUGCACAGAUCAGUAGAAGAAGAAGACUCUCAGCUAUAAAUGUAACUUCAAUAAAAUAUCAUCAGCAUUUAUAUGAGACGUUACAAAAUUUGCUGUAUACAUACAGUGAUACCCUAAUUUGGGAGUCAUGGACUACUAAAGUAAAAGUGGAAGGUGCUGCUAUGAAGCACCUGUGAUUCUGACCACAGUUUGGACCUUAGAUUGGUUGGACCUAAACUGAUCUUGCAACACAAUUUGACAUACAUGUUGUGAAUGACAUAGGCUGCCCAUAGACAUUAAAAGGGUUGUCUCAUCCAUAUUCCUAGAUGUGGGCAAGUGCCAGCCCACUAAGCCAAUCACCGGCCACAUCAAUGUCCAGCCUCAGCCCAUAAUUUGAUCAGCGGGCCGUCACUUGCCCGCAUCCAGGAAGGUGGGGGCCAGAGCGUGCCGGGAACAGAUAAUAGAUAAGAAGGGCCCUGUACAGGGGAUCGGGGAAGGGAAGGGGGUCCCAGCAGUCAGAUUCCCAUUGCUAUCAGACACUUAUUUCCUAUGCUGUGGAUAGCAGAAAGUGUCUGAUACGUUCAGUUUCCCUGAGAACCCCAUUAACUACAAAUACUUUUUUACAGUGACAUACAUAUGAGAGAGGGGGCCUAAUUUCAAAGCCAUGAGUC